Messenger RNA from Calidris pugnax (ruff), 3539 nucleotides. It is a transcript of the gene GDPD5, whose product is annotated as glycerophosphodiester phosphodiesterase domain containing 5. The coding region runs from base 359 to 2158 and encodes 599 amino acids. Gene Ontology annotation, molecular function: glycerophosphodiester phosphodiesterase activity. Gene Ontology annotation, cellular component: plasma membrane. The record is from RefSeq and is a predicted model, not a curated record. NCBI's taxonomy places the organism in Eukaryota, Metazoa, Chordata, Aves, Charadriiformes, Scolopacidae. Gene Ontology annotation, biological process: lipid metabolic process; positive regulation of neuron differentiation. The transcript is spliced from 17 exons.
UAGAUGAUCCUUCGUAUUCCCUUCCAACCCAAACCCAUUCUUUGAUUCUAUGAUUGGAGCCAGUCUAAUCCUUUGGAAGUCCAUGUUUGGUGGAAAGAGGACCUUUCUCCUGGGUGAAGGCUGCAACCAGCUCAGCAUCCCUGCAAGUGCUUGUUUGAGAUGCAUAGAAAAGGGGAGGGUAAUAUCUACCUUUUCCAGCAUGCACAGAAGCACUAGCUCCCUGCCUGGGACUGGUUUGCUGGCUCCAUAGGAUGCUCAAGAUAAACCGAUUUAGCUUGGCUGGGUUUCAACUUCGCAGAGGGCGCUCCCAGGACCUGAUGGAUUUCUGAUACCUCGCUCCUGAGGGGCUGGAAGGAGCAUGGUUAAACACCAACCGCUGCAGUACUACGAGCCACAGCUAUGUUUGUCCUGUCUGACGGGGAUCUACGGCUGCCGCUGGAAACGGUACCAGCGGUCACAUGAUGACACCACCAAGUGGGAGCGCCUGUGGUUCCUCAUCCUCACCUCGUCCUUCUUCCUGACCCUGGUCUGGUUUUACUUCUGGUGGGAGGUUCACAAUGACUACAAUGAAAUCAACUGGUUUUUAUAUAACCGAAUGGGAUAUUGGAGUGACUGGUCCAUUCCAAUCCUUGUAACAACUGCUGCUGGAUUUAUCUACAUUACAGUGUUACUGAUACUAGCACUAUGUCACAUAGCUGUGGGACAGCAAAUGAACUUGCACUGGCUUCACAAGAUUGGCCUGGUGACAACCUUGAUAACUACCGUGGUGACCAUGUCAUCGAUAGCACAGCUUUGGGACGACGAGUGGGAGAUGGUAUUUAUUUCACUGCAAGCCACAGCCCCUUUCUUGCACAUAGGAGCUCUUGCAGCGGUCACGGCCCUGUCGUGGUUGAUAGCGGGGCAGUUUGCACGAACGGAGAAAGCCACUUCUCAGAUGCUGAUGGUCACUGCAUACCUCGCAGUUGUAGUUGCACUUUACCUCGUCCCCCUCACCAUCUCGUCCCCUUGCAUCAUGGAGAAGAAGGCUCUGGGACCAAAGCCAGCCAUUAUAGGUCACCGUGGAGCACCGAUGUUGGCACCAGAAAACACCCUGAUGUCCUUCCAGAAGGCGGUGGAGCAGAAGACAUAUGGAGUCCAAGCUGACGUUGUACUGAGCUAUGACGGAGUGCCAUUUCUGAUGCAUGACAAGACACUCAGGAGAACAACAAACGUGGAGGAAGUGUUCCCAGAGCGGGCCUACGAGCACUCCUCCAUGUUCAACUGGACUGACCUGGAAAAGCUCAACGCUGGAGAGUGGUUCCUACGGAAUGACCCUUUCUGGACGGCCGGGUCUCUCUCAAGGUCUGACUACUUGGAAGCUGCCAACCAGUCAGUCUGCAAGCUGGCAGAUAUGCUAGAGGUGAUCAAGGACAACACAUCGCUCAUCCUGAACUUCCAGGACCUGCCACUGGCUCAUCCCUACUACAGCACUUACAUCAACAUCACCCUGGAAACCAUCCUGGUGUCGGGAAUUCGGCAACACGCUGUGAUGUGGCUGCCGGACACGGAGAGGCAGCUGGUCAGAGAGAUUGCGCCGGGUUUCCAGCAGACUUCUGGCCUCAAGCUGGACGCAGAGCACAUGAGGGAGAAGGGCAUCGUGAAGCUCAACCUGCGUUACACCAAGGUCACGAACGAGGAUGUCAGGGACUACGCCAUGGCAAACCUGAGCGUGAAUCUCUACACUGUGAACGAGCCCUGGCUAUACUCCAUCCUGUGGUGCGCCGGCGUCCAGUCGGUCACCUCCGACAGCUCCCAUGUCCUUCGCAAGGUGCCUUCUCCCAUCUGGCUAAUGCCUCCAGACGAGUACCACCUAAUCUGGAUCACAUCUGAUCUCAUUUCAUUUAUCGUAAUUGUAGGAGUUUUUAUAUUCCAGAACUAUCACAUGAUCAGGUGGCGCCUAGGAAGCAUCAGGACCUACAACCCGGAGCAGAUCAUGCUCAGUGCUGCUGUCCGCCGGUCUAGCCGGGAUGUCAAGAUCAUGAAGGAGAAGCUGAUCUUCUCGGAGAUCAACAACGGCGUGGAGACCACGGACGAGCUGUCUCUCUGCUCCGAGAACGGCUAUGCCAACGAGAUGGUCACCCCCACGGGUCAUCGGGACACCAAGCUGAGGAUGAACUGAGGGGCUCGGGUCCGACCCUGGCGUGGGGUGUCCCCCACCUUCUCUCCAGCAGCGAGAGCCGUGCUCUCCUGCUCGCUGCGGGAUGGGAACCUGUGAGGAACUGCUGGUCGGGCAGAGACCCCUUCCCAUUCCCCAUCGCCGGCUGCUCCACCUCCCUGGUUGUGAGGUUGGAGGGGCUUAUUUUUGUAAAUAUGUAGAAAAUCUGAAUUAUUAUUUUUUUGUCUCUUUUGGAUUUUUUUUUUUUGAGUGUCAUGGUUUUUUUCCAGGGCAUGAGUGGAAAUACUGUGUUCAUUAAAUCCUCGACCUUAUGGCUGAAGUUAUUUGAAUCUUGACGUGAAGCCUGAGUCCCUGUUGGGGGGGGGUUUGGGAAAAACACACUGGACGUGUCUCCCUUUUCCCCCCCUUGCCCUGCUCCCCCCCUUCCCUUGGUGCGGUGACUGUGUAGCUGAAUGUUGUGAUGUUCUCGUGAAGUGACGUUUUUGUUAUGUUGGGGUUUUUUGGGGAUUUUUUUUUUUUGGUUCCCCCCUCUUUUCCCCCUUUCCUGGGCAAUGAAGUUUUAGCUCUAGAGCAACAGGGGGGGCUUGUUUGGAGGAGAGAAGCUUUCCUUAGGAGAGGAGAUAGCACUGCUCUUCCCCGCUGAAGUUCAGAGCCAGGGAAGUGGUUGCACUGGCUCAGUCACUUGGGCACCUUCUCCAUGUCCUGUCCUCCUUCCCAAAGCCUGGCUGCUGGCAGGGGAAUGGCCUUCUGGAAAUGUUCUGCCACAGUCUUGAGGGCAAAUCCUGAGCGUUGGCUGUAGACUGGCCUCUGCUGGCAGCAAUGCUUUCAUUUUUUUGUUCCGUCCCUCCCUCCCCCCCAUUUUUUCUUUCUUUCUAUCUCUUCUCCCUGAGUUGGGCUCUGUCAGGAGCCCGGGUGGCUUGCAAAAAGCAACGCCAUGGACACCAUCACCGCUCAGAUCUGGCUAAAGUGCCUGCCACUUCCAGUGGCGUUCGGAGUCGCUCCUCGCUGCCCUGUCCUUGCACCCGCGUUGGAAGAGGAGGUGGUGGUGCAGGGUGAGCUUCCACCUCUCUGGGGCCAAGGAGAUGCCUGUGGGUGAAGGAGUUGUAAAUAGUUUGGAAGGUGGAGCAGCCCCGGAGUGUAAUUUAUUCCUGCAAGGAGACCUUUCCUCCUUGCUUUAUAAGUGGGAUCUUUAGAAGCUGCAUGUUCACGUCCUCCAAAGGAGUGACGGUCUUGCAGCAGAUGCUGACAGGCUCAUGAAGGCAAGAGCUCUCAUCUGCGUGUUUCCAAUGCAAAAGGCUUUAAACCAAAACCCUAGACCAGGAGUUAAAAGAGAAAAAAAAAAAAAAAAAUCAAGCACCCAAAUAAAACAAAACUCAGAAACCAA